This is a messenger RNA of Haliotis rufescens (red abalone), 4552 nucleotides long. RefSeq names its product ankyrin repeat domain-containing protein 17-like. Bases 500 to 3223 code for a protein of 907 amino acids. The record is from RefSeq and is a predicted model, not a curated record. The transcript is spliced from 3 exons. Gene Ontology annotation, cellular component: cytoplasm. Lineage: Eukaryota; Metazoa; Mollusca; Gastropoda; Lepetellida; Haliotidae. Gene Ontology annotation, molecular function: protein binding.
CACGGCACUAGCACAACACAUUGUGAGAUGUUGUCAACAACCACAGGGAGAAAUAGCGUCAGCACCACAGCAGGUGUCACAACUCCAACCAGCUUCCGUUGAUGAUGUUGAUACGACAACAAGUCAGCAACAGCUGCCCACAACUACAUCUUGUGUAGUUCCUCACACGACCAGUCUACAGGCCCCGACAACAGCAGCCCUGACACCAGCGUCCACAUCAGCUCUUCUACCCAGAAUACCAGGAUCUGUUGUAUCAGAGAUACAGUCGUCCGGUCUACCUGUGGCACCAGUGACUGGUGAUUCUCCUGUAGUCGCCCAGUACAACCUUUUCCAAGUACGGCAGGAGUUUGGAGAUGUGACAGUCAAGGGCGCCAGGAAUCUGAACAUUGGCGGCACGCAGAACGUUGGUACACCUCAGACCAACCCAGAGGAAGAGGAGAAGCCAUUGACUGUUGCAGCACGGAAGAUCAGGAAAAGAACGGAAUCUAGGAUUCAGUCAAUGACUAAAGACAUGGUGGAGACAGAAGCCCUCCAGAAAGUGACGGAGAAGCUGGACAGAGGAGCAACAUGGGUGACAAUUAAAGGAAGACCAGGAGAGGGGAAGUCUACAAUAGCCUACAUGGCCCUCAAAGAUCAGCACACUCAGGGGAGACAAGUAUAUCAGGUGGUGUCACCAGAAGAGUUCAAUGAGGUCAUAACGGCCAGCACAAACCCUGUCAUUAUGUUAGAUGACAUAUUCGGUGAUCUAGAAUUUGAUGUAGCAGAAUGGGCUAAGUGGAGACCAAGUCUACGACCUUUUGUGGAUAUGAGAGAUCCAGACAAGACCACUGAACAGGACUCCAAUGAUAAGUCCACUAAAAGUAAAAGAGAGAGAACAAAGGAUGAGCAAACAAUUCUAAAGAGAACAGCUCCAAACAAAGGCAAAACGAUCAUUAUCCUCGUAGGCCGUGACUAUGUGCUGAAAUCCUCACUGGCAGACUUGGGAAGGAUGGCAGAUUACAUAUCUAGUCCCCUGUAUGUAGUGGAAGUUUCCUCACAGAGAGACUCUAAUGAACGAAAGAAGAUAUGGCAUGUUCAUGCCAAAACUAAAAACAUAGACCUUGAUGAGUCAACCGUGUCUCGGAUAUGUCAAUCUGACUGUCCACACGGCUUUCCCCACGUGUGUAAAAUGUUUGUCACAACAUAUGAAAAGGAUCAGACUCAGCUUCCAGUAGAUAAGUUUUUUCAAGCGCCUCUAGCAUUCCUCAAACAGACCCUAGAUAAAUUCCUUAAAGAUGAGACAAAGGUGUCCCUGUUCAAGGCUAUGAUUAAAAGGGAUGGAAAGAUUAGUGGACAAGAGUUGGAAGAGGAGGAUGCCCAUGGAUACAAAUACAUAACAGCUGCUGAUGAUUUGGCUGGAUCCUACCUCAAGAAGGAAGAUGACACAUACAUGUUUAACCAUCCCUCUAUAUAUGACUGUGUCGCUUUAAUUCUCAGCACAAAACAAUCAAAGUUUGUCAUCGAUUUUUGCAGUUUGUCAUUCAUCCAUCAGCGACUUCGUCUUAAAGCCUCCACAAGACCUGGGGAAAACGUUCCUGGUGAGACAGAUCUUGUUGCAAACAUCUCCUGGAACUAUGCUAAACAUCUAGCAAGAAGAUUUGCAACUGAAAUUUCAAGGAGCAAUUUGUUGCAUGUCUUAUCGCACCAGGCAUGUUGUAAUUCAGACUUUAUUAACUUGCUAAUAGGCUGCCUGAAGACACAGUGUCACAUGUCUGUUUCUGAUAUUCUCAAACUAGCUGAUAACUCUUCAGAACAGUCAUUUUGUGAAUUAAUUUCUAGCAGCAAGUCACAUCAUCUCAUCAAAUUUAUUAUGGAGAAAGAAAACAGAACAUUCAGCCAGAGUGAACUGAGAGACAUUUUACUUGGUGUGUGCAUGAAUGCUGCUUGUAGUGUAUUGACCUAUAUCAGUGAACUAUAUCAUCAGCUUGAGAUAGAUGCUAGAUAUGGUAGGAAGGAGAAAACACCACUUAUGUUAGCAGCAGAAACCAAAGACAGUGUGUUUGUUAAUCAUAUUAUGGCCCUUCACCCUGACCUGAAUGCAAGAGACCGUCACGAUCAAACAGUCUUUCAAUACCUUUGUGCAAAUGGCCUUACAUCAGCUGUUGAACAUGCAAUCAACAUGGGCGCUGAUGUUAAUGAGCAUUAUUCUCCAGUUUUGUAUUUUUACCCACGAGCACAUCACCAACGCCCUCUAUACCUUGCCAUAGAAAAUGGUCAUGUUGGGGUGUUGGAACUGCUGCUGCAAAAAGGAUGUGAUAUAGAUAAACAGAGAGGUCUUGGUUGUGCACUGAAGAGCCAGAACACGCAUAUGACGCGUUUUCCUUUAGAUAGAGGAGUACAGGUUGAUGGUGAUGCCUUGUGCAUUGCUUGUAGGUUGAAAAACUUGCGUAUCAUCAAGAUGUUGUUUGAGGAGGGUGCAACAGUUGACAUGAUUUCAAUUAAAGGGGAUACUCCUCUUCACGGUGCUUGUGACCCUAAUGUUGUCUCGUUUUUGUUGGAGAAAGGAGCUAACGUGAAUGUUAAGAAUGAAACAGGCGACACACCACUUUAUGCAGCAGCAUGGGAUGGAUAUACAGAGUGUGUUGAUCUGUUACUCAGGGCUGGAGCUUCUGUGAAUGUACAGAACAAUACAGGUAACACACCACUUUAUGCAGCAGAAUUGGGUGGAUAUACAGAGUGUGUUGAUCUGUUACUGAAGGCUGGAGCUAAUGUGAAUGUACAGAACAAUACAGGUAACACACCACUUCAUGCAGCAACAUCGAAUGGAUAUACAGAGUGUGUUGAUCUGUUACUGAAGGCUGGAGCUAAUGUGAAUGUACAGAACAAUACAGGUAACACACCACUUUAUGCAGCAGCAGGAAUAGCAGGGUGGAGAUCUACAGGGAUUGUUGAUGAGUUACUGAAGGCUGGAGCUAAUGUGAAUGUACAAAACAAUACAGGUGACACACCACUUCAUGACGCAGCAGCAACAGCAUGGUAUGGAUCUACAGUGAUUGUUGGUCCGUUACUUAAGGCUGGAGCUUCUGUGAAUGUACAGAACAUUACAGGUGACACACCACUUCAUAAAAUAGCAGCAACAGCAGCAGAAGGGUUUGGAUCUACAGAGUGUGUUGAUAUGUUACUGAAAGCUGGAGCUGAUGUGAAUGUACAGAACAAUACAGGUCACGCACCAGUAUUUCAUUGACCAGGACAUCCAAAACCUUAUCAGAGAUAUGCUACUGUUAUUAGAAAUAAUUGGUAAUAAUAUAUAUUAUCCCAGUGUCAUUGCUGAGCGAAGGUUAUGGAUGUCGGACAGUUUGGUAUAUGAGCAAGCUCUUCUCCCUUAAUCCUUUGUCUCACUUCAUUACUGAUGGUGUGAGGUGUUUAUGUCGUUGAUGGAUGGGUUUUUUUGGUUUAACACCGCACUCAGCAAUAUCCAAGCUGUUUGAUGGCGGUCUGUAAAUAAUCGAGACUGGAUCAGACAUUAUAGUGAUUGACAUCAUGAGCAUCGAUCUUCGCAAUGGGCGAUCUUGUUUAAUUCAUCUUCCCUUCACUCACCCGGCUGGUGCACUGACUUGGACGGUCCAACCUUAAACUGACGGCGUAUGUGGUACGAGCGGUACAUGUCAAUAUCACACCUGUAGACAGUUGACCAGUAUAGCCUUCAUCUCUAGCGGCAACGGUCACGCUGGUGAAAAGACAGUAUUUCUUUUCGCCUAAACAAAGAUCUAUCUAUAGUCAUGUCCGGAAAUAGAUGUUCAUGAUUCACUGGUACAUUAGGGAUGGCAAAGACUGGUUACAUCGUAUAGUUAACCACUUGAUAGCCAUUCGAAACGAAACCAUAUCUAUGUUGUAGUAUCGCCAAUCACGCUACACCAUAUGCAUGCAUUUCAGUACAGUGGUAAGGUGAUGGGGUACGCGAAAUGUGAAGGUCUUAUUCAACGUAAAGUUGAAAGUUGACUAAAUGUUGUGAAUUUCGACAGCAACACAUGUAAGUAUUUGUCAGGUAUAUAACUUAGAGAAGUGUGAAAUGUUUUCAAGAAAUUGCAAAAGAAAACAGGCAGUGACAAAUAAUGUCAUCAGCUAGAUAGCACAAUACAAUGUUCACUAUAAAAGAAAUGAAAAUCACUAAAAUGGAUUUUGAUACUUAAGGGUUAGUUGGUGCAUGUUGCAUCAAAAAAGAUUUUAUGGAUGAAUGGUGGCUGUAUUGUAUUGCCAAAUACUACCGUGAUUAUAUUUCUAUAUGAUAAAUAAAAGAGGGCUGAGGUGCAGAGCCAAAAAGAGUUUAUAAAUUGGACACAUUUAAUAUCCCCACGGUAUAACGAUAUGUACAAUUGCUGAGUAGAAUGAGAGGAAUGCAGGAUCUUGGCUUCCAUUAUAUGCACAUUCUCUGUCAGAAAAUAGAUUGUUGCAUGCAUAUAUAGCAACCAUGUGAUUUUGAUUUUAUAUUUUCGAUGCCAUUCCUAUUCAUCUGGAACUUUUUCAGUCAUUCCUUUUAAAUAUUGUUUCAACUUCAAUAAACUUGAUUUGUAUA